This is a messenger RNA of Thunnus maccoyii (southern bluefin tuna), 2339 nucleotides long. RefSeq lists its product as uncharacterized. Bases 256 to 1407 code for a protein of 383 amino acids. Gene Ontology annotation, molecular function: sequence-specific DNA binding. The transcript is spliced from 12 exons. NCBI's taxonomy places the organism in Eukaryota, Metazoa, Chordata, Actinopteri, Scombriformes, Scombridae. Gene Ontology annotation, biological process: DNA integration. The record is from RefSeq and is a predicted model, not a curated record.
UGUAUAGGUUGCGAAAAGAAGUAACAAAUGUUGAUAACUAUUUAAAAUAAAUAUAUGACAUGUACUUCUAUAUACUACAUACUAUAUAUACUAUAAUUUCACUUUGUUGUUACCUUACAAGCUCUGAAACAUGCUACGAAGCUGUAAGUCUCACCGGAUGUUGAGGUUGUGUUAUUGCUAGCUUGACUUCGCUCAAAGAACAGAAACAAAACAAAUUCUGUGUCUUGUGAAAAUUUGGCCGAAAUUGUGAACGAAAUGGGGCGAUAUAAAUGUGCCUACAACUGUGAAAGCUCCAGCGAAUCGGAUGUAAAGUUUUUCAAGUUUCCGCUGUACAACCAGCGAAAACUCAGGAAAUGGCUCGUCAACAUGAAGUGGAAGGACUGGACGCCGACUCGCUUCUCUGUGCUGUGCAGCAAUCAUUUUGAGGAACAGUACAUUGACCGAACGGGCAAAUCCGUAACGCUUAAAGAAGAUGCUGUUCCCACCAUAUUUUCAUCCCCCGACAAGACGCAGAAAAGGAAGGCUUCCAUCACUCCAAAGAGUAAGAGAUAUAAGUCAGCUGGUGCUAAAGCCUCACAGACGAAUCCAGCUCAGUCUCCAACGACGGCUCCUGCAAGAGCGAAGCGCAGCGUCUCGAACAAAGAGCCCAGCCAGACAGAGGAAGAGCCUCCAGGAGACAAAGAUCCAAAAAAGACUGAUAAGUGGAGGAUUAUAGUAGAUGAAGGGCUGAUGAAGAUUGAGUCAUUUCCACAUUUCUUCCAUGGAGAUUACUGUGUACCUCUGGAUAUUCAGUGGGCUCCAGAUGGUGAUGAUAAUAAUGAUAAUACAGACUGUCAAGAUCCUGAUAACGUGAUAGAAGUGAAAGAGCCGUGGCAGUGGCUCGGUCUGGAUGUCAGGGGACCUUUGCCGCAAACACAGAACGGACACAAAUACAUUUUGACUGUGACAGACUACUACUCCAAGUGGGUGGAAGCUGUGCCUAUGCAGAUGUGCCUCCCUUCUCAUGUAGCGAAGCACGUCGCGGACAUCAUCGCCCACUUUGGUUACCCGUUCAGAAUCCUCUCCAGACUGCCUCAUGACAUAGUCCACAAAAUCAACAGAGAAUUGAAAGACCAGCUGAAGGUCACCGUCGCUCUCGUGGUCUAUCAUCAGCAGACCGGGACUGCAGAUUUAAUCACACAGCAGCUGAUUGACAGGAUGGUGAGUGAUCUGAUAGAGGAACAUGCAGCCGACUGGGACGUCUACCUUCCCGCCAAGGUUUUCAGUCUGUGCUUCAAAGAACAUUCAAAGACUAAGGAGAGGCCUUUUUCAAUGCUUUGCUGUAGAGGACUGGAGCCCGUACAGUCUCCCAGGGGUCUGAAUUUUGCCUACUCCAAGAUCCAAGAGAGUGCUUUCGUGGUUAGAUAGAUAUUUAAGGUGCAUUUUGAGUGAAUUGAAGUGGAAACCAGACGUGGUUACAUUAUCAAACUGGGGACGAAGGAUACUUCUUAAUUCUGGAGGCGCUCUGACUCAGUUAUGGAUUGUAAUGGAAAAGCUGGACUAAAUGGGAACCCUGCUAGUUUGAACAAGAUGAAGACUUUGUUGACUGGACAGUUAUUACAGAUACAACUGCAAACGUCUACAGCAUCCUCCGCAGGACUAAUUGACAUUUUCAACCUGUUCAUUCCAAAGGAUGUCGGCUUUUACCCGUUUUUCUGUUCAUCAACUCAGUGCAAGACAAUUAUCAGUCUUGUGUCAUGUUUUUGGAUGUAAUAUCUUAUUUCAGGAAUUGAAAUUGUACUUCAGUUAAUUGAGGAGAAUCUCAAAAACAUCAUUAUGACUGAGCAGGAUGCAGAAUGCUGGAGCAGGAGCUCAGUCGAUGAUUUCUUUAAUAGUCAUGACCAAAAGUUUUCAAAGCUUAUGUCAUUUGGGUUUGAGCAAUAUGAGUCUGAUAGAUCAGGAGUUUUGGGUUUGUGUUUGCAGAGCUUUACUCUCCAGACAGUUGAGGCAUUUGAUCUGGCAAAUUUAAGUCUGUUGUUCCUCAUUGUUUGUUGCCAUUUUUGUCUAUAAAAUGUAAAACAUGAACAAGAAUAGCUGUGAUUAUUAAUGCAAUAUGCAAACUGAGACAACAAAAAUACUCCUGUGUAUCAACGUGUACUCAAAAUAGGAGUGACGUGUCAGUAUAUAGUUCAUAAUUAGAGCACCAUGACUUGAUUUCAACUUUAAAGAUUCAGUUUAUGCUGUGUCAGACUUGACACAGGAAAAUUCAAGUGGUGCAAAGACAGGUUACUUCCUCUUUUCUUUACAGAUUACAGUGUUAAGGUAAAAAAAAAAAAAAUACUACACACGCAAGUGUUUUG